AUGUCUCACCACCAACAUCAUCAACAUCAACAAACACCCCCUCCAUCAUCUAGACCUCCCUCACUUUUGGAUUCCCAACAAUUAAAUUUACAACAAUUUGAAAUACAAAAUAAUAAUUAUUUUAAUAACAAUAACAAUCAACAAAAUAAUUUUGUUGAUCCUUUUAUUGGGUUUUCCCCUCCAAUUAAUUUAUUAAUUAAUGGAGAACACCAACAACAAUUAAUUAAUGAUAAUAAUAAUUUAAUUCCUCAAUCUCCACCUCCACUUCCUUCUUCAUCAUUUAUUUCUUCUUCUUCUCCAAUAAAAGUUGAUUCUUCUAAUAAAUUUCUUUCACCUCAACAAUUACUAAUUAAUGGAGAAGAAGAGGAGGAGGAAGAAAAAAUUGGAGAAAAUAAUUUUUGUCUUUCUUUAAUUGGAGAUAAUUUAAAUUUAAAUAAUCUACAAAAAACAUCAAAACAAAAACAUCGUGGAGGGGAGGAAAUUAAAAUUGGUUUUAAAUAA
Meloidogyne enterolobii is the source of this 501-nucleotide messenger RNA. The record is from the annotation of a GenBank genome assembly. NCBI's taxonomy places the organism in Eukaryota, Metazoa, Nematoda, Chromadorea, Rhabditida, Meloidogynidae.